GAAAAAAUUAUAAUAAGAAUGGUUGUUUUAGAUGUAAAAUUAAGUGCUUAUGUUUUUGCCUUUAGCACUUAGUUUAUGUCCAUGAAGUAUGACUUCUCUGCUGUUGUUGUAGGAGCUUAAUGGAGAACUUAUCUGGUCAUGGAUUUGAAUCAGAAGAAAGCGACCUAGAUAUGCCAGCUGAAAGCUGUGUUGAACAUGAAAGUAUAGAGAAUGAGUUUCCAAAGAAUAUAGAUUCAUGUGUGAGUGAAGCUGACAAGAUAGCAGAAGAAUCUGUUGAAGUAUUUUUGGAUGCCGAAGCAUCAGAACCACAUAUAGGUAUGGAGUUUAACACGAGAGAUGAAGCAAGAGAAUUUUAUGUUGCAUAUGGUAGGCAUACGGGUUUCACUGUCCGUGUCCAUCAUAAUCGUCGUUCUCGAGUGAAUAAUCAGGUUAUUGGUCAGGAUUAUGUAUGUUCAAAAGAAGGUUUCCGUGCAAAGAAGUAUGUGUACAGAAAAGAUAGAGUUCUUCCCCCGCCCCCAAUUACAAGAGAAGGAUGUCAGGCAAUGAUUAGGCUAUCUCUAAGGGACGGAGAAAAGUGGGUUGUCACCAAAUUCAUUAAAGAGCACAGCCAUAAACUAAUGAGCCCUAGUAAAGUUCCUUGGCGGGGAUCUGGAAAGCAUUUACUAAGUGAGGAUGAGAAGGAUAAAAGAAUUCGAGAGUUGUCACUUAUGCUUUUCAAUGAGAAGCAAAAAUGUAAACGGCAGUGUGCCACAUAUGAGGAACAGUUGAGUAUACUCUUGAAAGAUUUGGAGAAACAUACAGAACACAUAUCAACGCAAGUUUCUGAUAUUGUUCGGAGGAUCACAGUAAUUGAGGAGGAACAGUCAGAGGACUCAGACAUUGGGUAGAAUUCAUGCAACUUAACUCUCUCUCACUCUCUCUCUCUCU
Molecule: messenger RNA, 927 nt
Organism: Ilex paraguariensis (yerba mate)
Lineage: Eukaryota; Viridiplantae; Streptophyta; Magnoliopsida; Aquifoliales; Aquifoliaceae
Source: the annotation of a GenBank genome assembly